Rhinocladiella mackenziei CBS 650.93 is the source of this 1668-nucleotide messenger RNA. RefSeq lists its product as uncharacterized. The coding region runs from base 1 to 1668 and encodes 555 amino acids. The transcript is spliced from 7 exons. NCBI's taxonomy places the organism in Eukaryota, Fungi, Ascomycota, Eurotiomycetes, Chaetothyriales, Herpotrichiellaceae. Gene Ontology annotation, biological process: amino acid transmembrane transport. The record is from RefSeq and is a predicted model, not a curated record. Gene Ontology annotation, cellular component: membrane. Gene Ontology annotation, molecular function: amino acid transmembrane transporter activity.
AUGGCGGCGGAAGCGAUGAACAGCUCUUCCUCUGACAUGUCUGCCGGCAUUGAAGAAAAGAAGACUCCCUCUGGUGCCGUAGAGUCGGCAAUCGGACCAGAUGAAGGCGCUCUACAAGAAGUGAGCGGGUCGGGCGACUUCCAUCGGUCAUUCAGUGCGAGACAAGUUCACAUUAUCUCUCUCGGUUCCAAUAUUGGAAGUGGCUUGUUCAUAGGUACCGGAAAGGCAUUGGCCAACGGCGGACCAGGAAACAUGAUCCUUGCAUAUUUGAUCGUCGGCACCGGUGUCUGGGCCAAUCUACAAACCUUGACGGAAAUGACCAUAGCAUUUCCAACAUCAGGAAAUUAUAUCGACUACGCCGGCCGCUGGGUUGAUCCUGCUCUUGCUUUCGGUGCUGGCUUUGCAGAGUGGCUUGGUUGGACUGCGGUAUUUGCUGCCGAGGCUAUGUUCUUCAUCGUUUUGGUCAAUCUGUGGGCCGAAGGUUCGGUCCCGGAAGGGGCUUUGUUGACGGUAUUCCUCGUCCCCUGCCUCCUGCUCUUCCUUCUGCCGAACAAGUGGUUUGCAUGGGUAGAAUAUUUUGGCUCCUUGGUCAAAAUAUUCCUAUUUGUCCUAAUUGUUGUUCUGUCCUUCGCUUUGAUCGGAGGCGCUGGUCCGGAUGGCUACGUCCAUCACGGCGAGUUCUGGACGGAGCUCCCGGCUUUCAAGAACGGAUUUUCGGGCUUUGCGAACGCCGGGCUUCUCGCGAUCUGGGCUGUUGGGGACCAGGUUUUUAUUGGAGUCAUGGGCGGCGAAGCACAAUUUCCCCGGAUGUCUAUGGCCCAUGCUGCCAAUUUGGUUCCCUUCAGAACCAACUUCAUCUACAUGCUGCUGAUCGUCUUCAUCACAAUACUUGUCCCGUCGGACGACGAUCGAUUACUUAGCGGCUCCGGGGUGGCAGCUUCACCAUUUGUCAUCGCGGUGAAAGAUGCUGGCAUCAAGGGGAUACCUGAUCUUCUCAAUGCCUGCAUGAUCAUUGGCAUUGUUGCUAUUGCGGUGGAGUCGAUCUAUCUUCCCUCCCGCAUUCUACGGGAGAUGGCGCUUCAAAAACUGGUCCCUGCAUUCAUUGCCAGCGUCGAUGCACGUGGUCGACCUCGUUGGGCUCUAUUGAUUACUUCGGCGAUUGCAACGACACUAACUUACAUGAGCUUGAGCACCGAUGGCACGACAGUCCUAAACUGGCUAAUCUCGAUUACGAGUGCCUCAUUCUUCCUUAACUGGAUGAUUAUUGCAUUCACCUCAUUGCGCUUCCACGCGGCGAUUCGAGCCCAGAACGAUCCAAUCUUUAGUGAAACUUACUCGUGGCGCUCAAAGUUCUGGCCUCUUGCCCCCAUUUGGGUCCUCUUGGUGUCGACAGUCUUGCUGGCGUGUUGUCUUGCGGCUGGCAUCGAUCCACUGGGCGAUGCCGGAUUCACGGCAAACAACUUUUUCCUGUAUAUCAUUGGCAUCCUGAUCAUUGUUGUUUUCACUCUCGCUUAUAAGAUCAUUUACCGUACAACAUGGCAAGAUCCUGCAACCGCCGAUCUCGUGACAGGCAGACGCACAAUUAGUGCUGAAGAGAUUGCACUUCUCGAUGCGUACUUCAGCAUGCCCCUUUGGCGACGGAUUGGUACCUAUGUCAAGCUAUGGUGA